Messenger RNA from Didymodactylos carnosus, 915 nucleotides. Lineage: Eukaryota; Metazoa; Rotifera; Eurotatoria; Philodinida; Philodinidae. The record is from the annotation of a GenBank genome assembly.
AUGUAUCCUAAUAAUCGCCAAAAUUCUUAUUCAACAGCUCACAUUGUAAGUAACUCAUUGGAUUUAGUUAACGAUUAUGUUUAUGAUCCUAAUACACAAAUUCAUUAUAAUAUGUAUCGAAACGUUGGCCAAAAUCGUGUUCCCGCACCGUCUGCUACCAAUUUAAUGCCUGUGAACUCACCAGCAAGAUCGGUCCGUCGUAUGCACUCAGGAGAUUCUGAAGAAGACGAUUUCACAACGGUCUCACAUAAGAAAAAAAGAAAUAGUAAUCGUUCUAACAAUUAUCAACAGCAACGUCAACAACAGAAUGAUUUUCACACUUCCCCCUCUAACCAAACAAAUCAGCCGUUUAGUCAACGUACAGCAACAAAUUUAAAUCUAAACCGACAGAAUUAUCAACAAAAUCAGAAUAUAUCAAUAGAAGCAACACGAAACGUCCCGGAUAAACAAGCGGCUGAAGAAGUGUUAUUACAUUAUAAACAUAAUUAUCAAAUUGAUAUCCUAAUUAACAAUUAUCACUCGUCAACAUUGAAAUGUGGAGCUAAUGAGGUCGACAUAAACGAACUAUCGGGGGAUUUAAAAGCACUUUUUCCAGAAAUUCAUAACGUAGUGAGAUUAAAAAAUAAAUUUCAACAGGAUAUUAGAAUGGUUAAAGUGGAAUUUGCAUCUGCUACGAUUCGUGAUGAUAUCUUAAACAGUGGUAAAAUUAAUGUUAAUUUUAGAAGUUAUGAUAUUGAAGAAUAUCUUGCGCCAGCAUGUGUUUUGAUUUGCUCAAGAUGUAUGGGAAUAGGGCAUUUCAAAAAGCAAUGUACUCAAUUAAAUGAAACAUGUAAAAUUUGUGGACAAUCUUCUCUCGAUCUAAAACAACACAUUUGUACAAUGCAACCAAAAUGUGUUCACUGUGCUGGGAAUCAU